AAGAGCGCAGGGCUCGUUUCCGGUCGCGUCUCAAUGACGUAGUUGAAGUCAUCUGGUAAGAUCCACGACUGGAAAAGAGGCUUUUCGUCUAUCGGGAAGAGAGGAAGGGGAUCCAGUCUCUCGUAGGCUCGACCAGGUUCAUUGACAACCAUGGCGCAGUACAAAGGAGCUGCCAGCGAGGCUGGCCGGGCACUUCAACUGAUGAAGAAGAGAGAGCGGCAGCGUGAACAUAUGGAGCAGAUGAGGCAACGCAUUGCUGAGGAAAACAUCAUGAAAUCAAACAUCGACAAGAAAUUCUCUGCCCAUUACGAUGCAGUGGAAGCAGAGCUGAAGUCCAGCACAGUGGGCCUGGUGACCCUGAAUGACAUGAAGGCCAAGCAAGAAGCGCUUGUAAAGGAACGGGAGAAGCAGCUGGCAAAAAAAGAACAGUCCAAAGAGCUGCAGCUGAAGCUGGAGCGGAUGCGGGAGCGAGAGCGCAAGCAGGAACAGAAACGUAAGAUCUCAAGCUUAUCCUUCACUUUGGAUGAAGAAGAGGAAGAGGAUGGAGCUGAGGAGGAGGAGGACGAAGUCGAGCUGGAGCAGGAAGAGCUCCCUCCCAAGAAGAAGAAAUUGGGGAAGAACCCAGACGUGGACACUAGUUUCCUGCCUGAUCGUGACCGUGAGGAAGAAGAAAACCGCCUGCGAGAAGAGCUGCGCCAGGAGUGGGAGGGCAAACAGGAGAAAAUUAAGAGUGAAGAAAUUGAAAUUACCUUCAGCUACUGGGAUGGCUCUGGCCACCGCCGAACUGUCAAGAUGAAGAAGGGGAACACAAUUCAGCAGUUUCUACAAAAAGCUCUGGAGAUCUUGCGUAAGGACUUCAGUGAACUCCGAUCUGCUGGUGUGGAACAACUCAUGUACAUCAAGGAAGAUCUCAUAAUCCCACAUCAUCACAGCUUCUAUGACUUCAUUGUUACCAAGGCUCGAGGGAAAAGUGGGCCGCUCUUCAAUUUUGACGUCCAUGAUGAUGUUCGGCUUUUGAGUGAUGCUACGGUGGAAAAAGAUGAGUCCCAUGCAGGCAAGGUUGUACUUCGCAGCUGGUAUGAGAAGAACAAACACAUCUUCCCUGCAAGCCGGUGGGAGCCCUAUGACCCAGAGAAGAAGUGGGACAAGUAUACGAUCCGGUGAGCAGCUGUCCGUGUGUUGCUUGUGGUCAUGUGAGGCCUUCCCUGUUCUUCUGGAGUAAUUCCUUUUUAGUCAAGCCCAGACUCUCCAACUUUGUCUUUGUACCUCUUCCUUGAGUGCGUCGACCCUUGGUGAAAAUAAACAUUGCCUUUCCCAAAUGGAAA
Anolis sagrei ordinatus is the source of this 1325-nucleotide messenger RNA. RefSeq names its product family with sequence similarity 50 member A (gene FAM50A). Gene Ontology annotation, biological process: chromatin organization. Gene Ontology annotation, cellular component: nucleus. NCBI's taxonomy places the organism in Eukaryota, Metazoa, Chordata, Lepidosauria, Squamata, Anolidae. The record is from RefSeq and is a predicted model, not a curated record.